AUGUCGUUGCAAGAAGCAAAUGGACGUCUUUUAGAAGCUCGAGCAAAGCAGAGAGAACUCAAAAGAAAAAUCGCAGAGAAAAAACGCGAGAAAGAGACAUAUGACGAAAAUACUUUGAAAAAGUUCCAAGCAAUCAAAAAUAAUAUUGCAAAUGCAAAAUUGAGUUCUAAAAAUACAGUUCUUCAAAACCAAAUGAAUACCAAGAUUACAGAACUUGCAAAUUUAACUUCAACUUUAGAUCAACUUAAUAAAAAAUGUGAAAAACAAGAAAUCGAAAAUAGAAACAAAUUAAACGCUUCUAAAGCAACUAUACAGUAUUACAAAGAUAGUAUUACAAAUGAUCAAUCAAAUGCACAAAGUUAUAUCAAUGAAAUUGAACAAUUAAAGCAAGAUUGUUCAAAAUUACAAAAUGAUAUCGAAACAACAAAUUCUAAAAUAGAAAUUGCACAAAAUGAAUACGAGGAGGCAAAAAAUUCUUAUGAACAGGCAUAUAUUAAAUUAGAAAAAAGAAAAUACUCAUUUAAUGUUAUUAAGAGCAUUAUUGGAGCAAAAAAGGACUCUAUUAAGAAUCUAGAAGAAACAAUGAGCCAAAUUUCGCAAGAAAGCAGCUUAACUAAUCGAGAUAACAGACAAAAAUUUGCAAAUGCAGAAAAAAGACUUAAAUUAAUUCAAGAAGAAAAAACCUCAACAGAAAAAGAUGUAAAAAAUCUACAAAACCUUAGAGAAGAUUUAGAAAAUGACUUACAGAUUUCAUCUUCUCAAUUAAAUAGAGUUUCAUUGCUGUUAUCGAAUUAUUUAGCCGAAAUCAAAGCUUCUAGUAACAUGGAACAAUGA
This is a messenger RNA of Trichomonas vaginalis G3, 834 nucleotides long. RefSeq lists its product as uncharacterized. The coding region runs from base 1 to 834 and encodes 277 amino acids. Lineage: Eukaryota; Parabasalia; Trichomonadida; Trichomonadidae. The transcript has a single exon. The record is from RefSeq and is a predicted model, not a curated record.